Messenger RNA from Eubalaena glacialis (North Atlantic right whale), 929 nucleotides. RefSeq names its product interferon alpha-inducible protein 27-like protein 2. The record is from RefSeq and is a predicted model, not a curated record. Lineage: Eukaryota; Metazoa; Chordata; Mammalia; Artiodactyla; Balaenidae. The transcript has 7 exons. Gene Ontology annotation, cellular component: membrane; mitochondrion. Gene Ontology annotation, biological process: apoptotic signaling pathway. Bases 257 to 880 code for a protein of 207 amino acids.
CACGCCUGCGCGUUGGGAAGGAAGUCCCGCCCCCAUUCUAGACCCCGCAUUUAAUUCGCUGCGCGGGGCGGGCUUUCGCAGUCCGGGUACCGAGAGUGCGGACGGGCUGCUGUCACCGUGACCAGAGGGGAGUGUGCUGGGAAGGGGCUUGAGCCCACCUUUACCAGGAGACUUUGGGAACCUCCAGUCUUGUAUCAACCCAGAAAGAUAGUGGUGUCCUUGGCUCUGCACCUAGUGUUCUCACACUGCCUCCAAGAUGUCAGCUAAAGCCAUAGAGAGUGGGGGAGGAGAUGCCACUGACCCCUUCCAGCUGGAAUCUCCCUCUUAUGAGGAGGAUGAACCUUCCCAGUUAUCCGACCAGGCCUCUGAUGGUUCUCCUGGGAAGCCACCACAGGGGCCACCCCAGGGGCCAGAUGGAUCUGGCUCUGACCCCAGAGACCCACCCAAGGAUGGAGGCAGCAAUUUCUCCCAUAAAGCAGGAAUGGCCUGUGCAGCCGUGAUUGGAGGAGCCCUGGCCGUGGGGGCUGUGCCCGUGGUGCUGGGCGCCAUGGGCUUCACCGGGGCAGGAAUCGCCGCCUCCUCCUUAGCGGCCAAGAUGAUGUCAGCGGCCGCCAUCGCCAAUGGGGGCGGAGUUGCCGCCGGCAGCCUCGUGGCCACUCUCCAGUCCGUGGGGGCAGCCGGACUUUCCAUGUCAUCCAACAUCAUCCUGGGCUCAGCUGGGUCAGCUUUGGGGGCCUGGUUUUGGGGUAGCAACGAGAAAGCCACUUCCCCUCCUCCACCAGGAUCCAGUACUGAAGCAGAGGGGGGCUCCCGUGCUGGAGAUGACUCUCCAGGGCCUCAGGAUGUCAGUCCCCCAAAUGACAAGUCCUCUGCCUCCUAAAAUUCUUCAAAGAAGCAUAGGAAAUAAAGACGAGACGCUGUGACCUUCA